This is a messenger RNA of Pygocentrus nattereri (red-bellied piranha), 2530 nucleotides long. RefSeq lists its product as uncharacterized. Bases 650 to 1450 code for a protein of 266 amino acids. The record is from RefSeq and is a predicted model, not a curated record. NCBI's taxonomy places the organism in Eukaryota, Metazoa, Chordata, Actinopteri, Characiformes, Serrasalmidae. The transcript has 6 exons.
GGGAGGCUGAGGGGGCGGCCCUAAGGGAAGCAAGACAAGUGUGCUGGCUCGUCUGGCACCAGGAAGGGGGUGUAAAUCUAACCACUGAAAAGGUUCAGAGCAAGAUGUGCCAUGGAUACUUUGAGCUUUUGCAUCUAGACUGUUCUGCUCCCCUGCUGCAAGAAUAUUGUGGGGAAAAACAUUCAAGUUCCCUGGAGACAAGACUGGAGACGUGUGUGUGCUCAAAAGACCUAGUAGUGCCAGAAGAUUUAGGGAAGGGUUUGAAUAUUGUUUUGUUCGUUUAUCCAGUUGCUUCGGCCUGAUUGGCUGACGCUAGACGUCACGCGACUGCUUAUGUCAGAGCUCUUUUCUGGUAGGAAGCCGAUGGUCCCGGAACCUGCAGUGAAACUGAUCGUGGUAAAAACACAGACUGCGUACCACAGAUUGGUGGAACCGACUCCAUCUCACAGCUCCAUCAUCUUGAGUCCACUCUCUCUUCCACAACUAUGUAACAUCACUGUCCAUGCCUGCUACUAAACCCUCGAACUCACUGAGGCCUCAAGUGGUGCUCUGGCCGACACACCGGGUUGAACUCGGUAUAAAUCUAACCAGUGCCCAUUCUCACAACUUCUAACUGUAGAGUCUUCAGUACAGCGUCUGCAGGUCAGUCAUGCAGUCCUGCAGUUCUGCUCUCUGUGUCCUGAUUUUACUGAUCUCUACACUCACUACUGGGUCUGAAUCUGCUUUUCCUCCAGUGACGGUGAAGCUUCAUGACUCUAUUACUCUGUCCUGCUCUGACAGAUGUUCUGGUUUGGUCAGAUGGACUGUUUCACAUAAAUCCACUGAUCCUCUGGCUGAGUGUAAUCAGAGUUCAUGUAGAUCAGUGAAGGAGGGAUAUCAGAUGAUCCAUGAUCAGUACCUGAAGGGAGAUUUCUCUCUCAACAUCACUGAUGCUGAUUUCACUAAGAGAGGCUGGUACACGUGUCAGUGUGAUGAUAAAGAUCUCUGUGAUGUGAAGCUUCAGAUCGAACGCUUGAACAGCACAGUUCAGAAAAAGCCUGGUGAAUCUCUGGUCCUGGAUUUGGACGUAUCAGAUGCAGUGAAGGUGCUUUAUAUCGGCACAGGUGCAGCUAAUCGAUCCAGUGGUCAGAUCUGUACAGUUGACAGAUGCUCACUAGACUGUAAACCUGAAUAUAAAGAGAGAGUGUCGGCAGCUCUUCGGCUGAGUGGAAUGAAGCCGUCUGAUAGCGGGGUUUAUACCACAAUGGCCACCAGGAAUGAAGAGGUUUUCCGCUCCUACUCAGUGACCGUCCAAGAUGACCUGCCAUGUCGGGACACCGGUGAAGGAGCUGCUGUACCAGCGUGGAUUUGUGUACUGAUUGCUGUACUUGUAGCUGGGAUUGUGAUACUGGCUGUGAAGAUUGUGCAGCUGAAGAGAGAAAAUCAGAAGCUCCGUAACCGGCACAGCUGAGAGGUCAUCGCCGUCCUCCCAGUGUCUGCAUGUUCACCACUUCCUGUCUAAGACAUGUCAGCAUAACAGCAGGUCAUACUGAUGAGCUACAGGGUCGCAUCUGUUUUGUUUUUGUUUUUUUUAACAGCUCUGGGCCGCCCCAUCUCUGCGCCCCAUGGAGGAAUGGCCAAAAAUACAUUUAGGAUGAUACGGCAAACUAAUUUGAUCCAAGUUUAGCAGUUAGGGGCUACUGGUAUUUAACACUAGAAGUCCCAGAGAUUUCAACCUACCCCCUGAAGUCCUUAGUCCAAACUGAUGACUCUGAUGGCUCCAAUUAGCAUCCUUUCAUUUGUAAAUGUGGCCAUUACCUGAGGAAUCUGCAGGGGGACCCACAGCCUGCCUACACACAAACACCUCUCAUCCCCCUCUGCCCAAAUUCUACAGACAGGCCUGAGUGAGCUUGUUUCAAGAAACAUACAGGAAUUGGCAGCAAGAUUAUUCACAGGAAAAAAAAUCUCACAACAUCAAUAGACACAUUGCAAUUUACAUGUAUGCAUUUCUUACUUUAUAUACUUGAAUUCUAUUUACUUCAUAUCUUAGUCCUUAGUCAAAAACAUGAAAAAAUAUUUCUCAUUCCUUUCUUUUUAUUUUCUUUUGGUCGUCCAAUACGUUUUUUUUAUUACUCAACAUAAUUUAUGCUCACAUAUUCUUUCCCCGUUCUUUUCUUUUUCUUUACAAAAAAAUACAAGGUUUUGUCUAUUCAUUCUUUUAAUUUUACCUUUUUCUUCACCUGCUUUUUCUUCUCCUGUUCUUCCCUUCCAUUUCCUUCUUUCUUUUCUCUACAUUGUUACAUGUAUGUAUAUAUGAAUAUUAUUUGAAAACUGUUUGACCAUGCUGGCUAGCAAAAUACAGAAAUAUAGAUUAGCUGGGGGUAGGUUGAAUAGUGUGUUACCUGCAAGCCUAUGCAUGCCAAAAGAGGACUGAUAGUGCUCUAAUGGUUAGGUAGAAGGAGGGGGCAUGUCCUGAGCAUGGUGGCCUGGUGGUGCACAUUUUGAACAAAUUAAAGUUGAUUUAAAUUAAAGUUGAUCUUUUUUUUCAAUU